This is a messenger RNA of Lottia gigantea (owl limpet), 1519 nucleotides long. RefSeq lists its product as hypothetical. Gene Ontology annotation, cellular component: nucleus. Lineage: Eukaryota; Metazoa; Mollusca; Gastropoda; Lottiidae. The coding region runs from base 35 to 1519 and encodes 494 amino acids. Gene Ontology annotation, molecular function: DNA binding; transcription coregulator activity. The record is from RefSeq and is a predicted model, not a curated record. The transcript has 21 exons. Gene Ontology annotation, biological process: regulation of DNA-templated transcription.
GGCAUAUGUUUACAUUAUUGAAUAGGUUAAUGAAAUGAACAUGACAGAAGAAUUAACUGAGAAUGUGGAAGAAGUUAAGGAAGUAGAAGUAAAAAGAGGAAGAGGUCGCCCUAAGAUUCCAGAUGAAUUGAAGAAGACAAAACCGAAAGCACAUAGUGGUUUGUCUAGAGGAAGGCCUAGAAUUCAUCCCUUAAAAUCAAGAUUUACAAAAAAUACGAAAAAAUCUAAAGUACCAGUAUUAGAAAUAAAUAUUGCGGAUAAAGCACAAAUAUCACUUAUUAAAGACUUUACAAAUAAUGACUUGCUUGAUACUCUACCUGUGAAGUUUGUAACCAUACCCAAUAAUGUUAGAGGACGUCCAGUAAAAAAUACCAUUUCACAACAAAUAGAAUUGAUGGUUAUAAAGCCAACUAAUGGUAAAUAUGGUAGUCGUUCUUACCAUGUUAAUCAUAAUGAUUCAGAUGAUGAAAGUUUUAAUCAAACCCCAUCUACCAGUAAAGCUGAAAGUCAGUCAUCAACAAGUAAAGGUAGAGGUAGACCUAGAAAAAAUUUAAAAGUUAGAACAAGUGAUAAUUCAGAAAUUUAUAAUACACCAUCAACAAGUAAGGGACGUGGGCGCCCUAGAAAACCACUGAAGAGAUCAGUACCAACACCUAUAAGAGGUAUCAGUAGAACACCUCAAAUAUCUUAUACUGAAUAUAAUGAGUCUGAUUAUUCCGAUGAUGAAGGUUAUAAUUAUACCCCAUCUACUAGUAAAGGUAGAGGUAGACCUAGAAAAUAUCCCAGGAUAGACAUAGAUGGUGACUCAGAAAUUAUUAUAAGAACACCAUCAUCACCAGGGAGAGGUCGACCACGAACUAAAGUAGAAAUAGAAGAUAUUGCAGACGACAGUAAUUCAGUAUCUUCAUCUGAGAGUAAGAGUAAAGGACGUGGACGACCUAGAAAACAUACUAAGAAAACUAUAUCAACAUCAUCAUCACCAAGUAAAGGGAGAGGAAGACCCAGGAAACAUCCUAUGACAGCUGUAUCAGAUAUUGAAUCUGACAUUAAUGAUUCACCAUCAACUAGUAAAGGUCGAGGACGACCAAGAAAAUACCCAAAAAUAGAUACACCUAUAGAAGAUAAACCAAAGAAAGUCAGAGGGAGACCAAGAAAAUCUCUACCAUCUGAAGCUACAGAAACAAUGAUACUGACAGUUGGAGAUGAUGAGGCAACUAUAGAACAUAUUUUAACUGAUAAUCACGUAGGUUCAUCAAAACAAAAACUUGGCAGAGGUCGGCCAAAAAAAGAAGCUAAAGUUAUAUUAGAAACAUCAAAUAAUGGAGAAGGUAAUACAGAGUUUGAAUGUCAAAUCAAUAGUAGUGAAAUCUAUUCUAAAGACAGUGGUGUUCAAGAAGAAAAUGUAUUAUUAUUAGAUGACAGUAAUAACUGUGAAGAAAUAGAAUACAGUAUAAGUGAACAAACAGCAAUACCAUUAGAAGAUGUUACAUCUGAACCUGUGUCUGAGAUCAUAUCAUGA